Chaetomium fimeti is the source of this 1723-nucleotide messenger RNA. RefSeq lists its product as uncharacterized. The transcript is spliced from 2 exons. Lineage: Eukaryota; Fungi; Ascomycota; Sordariomycetes; Sordariales; Chaetomiaceae. The record is from RefSeq and is a predicted model, not a curated record. The coding region runs from base 1 to 1479 and encodes 492 amino acids. Gene Ontology annotation, molecular function: flavin adenine dinucleotide binding; NADP binding; N,N-dimethylaniline monooxygenase activity.
AUGUCCUCGCCUGUCCCGGAUUGCCAUGGGUACGAUGCCUUCGGGCCCGGCAAAACGGUAGCCGUUAUCGGUGCCGGAAUCAGUGGCGUUUGCGCCGCUGCUCAUCUAUUGAAGCAAGGGCUCGAGGUAACUGUGUUUGAGCGCUCGGGCAUUGCUGGCGGCGUCUGGCACUACGACAGGCGUAUUUCGGAGGACUCGCCAUACCCCAACAGCAUGCCCUCACGAGGUGAUUAUCAAUUAUCACAGCCAGGAGAGUUUUCAUACGCCACACCUCCGCCGGAACACAAUGCCUAUGUUGGCGAUGCCGCGGGCAACCAAAAUACUCGCGCCAUCGCCGACCUCGAGGUGCAUUUCUCACCACCCGGGCCCUGUUAUGCAGGCUUGAAGAACAACGUCCCCACGCACCUCAUGACUAGCGCGCUAGGUCCAUGGCCGGAAGGAACCCAGCCCUUUGUUAGCCAAAGAUACCUCGAGGAGUAUGUCCAAACGCUGGCGAAGGACCACGGCGUAGACGAGGUCACGUCAUUCCACACCCGAGUGGACGAAGUUCGAAGAACUGUUGACGGGACCAAGUGGGAACUACGACUAGUCGCGCUGGAGAAGGGGGAUGUAGGCCCCCGACUUACCGAGCGAAUCUCACAUUUUGACCUGGUGGUGGUGGCAUCAGGGCACUACAAUAUGCCCCGAAUUCCCGACACCGAAGGGCUCAAGGAUUGGAAGUCAAGAUAUCCUUCUCGGGUCAUUCACUCCAAGCAAUAUCGGUCCCCUGAAGCCUACCGGGGUCAAAAUGUGUUGGUCGUCGGCGCUGGGGUAUCUGCCAUGGAUAUCUGCCGUGAGAUCAACGGUGUGGCCACUGACACAUACCAAAGCGUGCGCGGUGGCAAAUUCGACUUACCCGCAUCUCUUCUACCGGAGACCGUCGUUCGGGUUCCGGAGGUUGCCAGAUAUGAGCUUCGCAGCGCUUCCGCCAGGAACGGGCAGCUCGAGACCGAGGCGCAAAUCCCCGGAUUCGUCGUACUGAAGGAUGGAGGGGUCCUGGAGAAUAUCCACCAGGUGAUACUGGCAACAGGGUAUAUCACAUCUUACCCCUUCCUCCCGCAGUUUCACUCGGACGAUGCGCCUAUCACCGCGGCCGGCGAGGAUCUGGUGGUAACCUCGGACGGCAACAUGGCGCAUAACUUGCACCGCGACAUCUUUUACAUCAACGACCCCACCCUGGCAUUCAUUGGGGUGCCAUACUACGUGGCAACUUUCUCUCUUUUUGAUUUCCAAGCCCAGGCCGCUGCUCGAGUAUUUGCCGGCAAAGCCCGGUUGCCGGGCCGGGAGGAGAUGCGGAGGGAGUAUGAGAAGCGUGUGGAGGAGAAGGGACUUGGCCGUGGGUUCCACUCUCUGCAUGCACCUGGCCUCGAGGUUGCGUACGUGCAAGAGCUUGCGGACUGGCUCAUUCGGCAGAAUGGAAGGAAGGAUAUGACGAGUUGAAGGCCAAGGCGACGGCAGCAUUUAAGUCGGGGAAGCGUAACGAGGAGGGAGGGAAAGACUGACGGGUUCUUGAGGUUACCUACCUAGGUACCUAAGGUAUUCGCGAAACUACUCAACCGGCAAUGGUUAUUACCCGAUUAGGCAGGUACGCUGCGCGAUACUCGAGGCAGCGAGAACCAAAAUCUCCGCCCUCAAGAAGGCGCACCAGUUCAGCGAGGGAUAGCGACUGGGGUUAGGGUUAGAC